AUGACCUCACCGCCUGGUUCUCCAUCUCAUCUCCACGUUCGAAAACUUUCAACAACAAAUGAAGAUGAAGCUAAAACAUCACCAAGAAAACCAGGAAGAAAGGUACUUUCUUUUUAAUUUUUGUGGUUAUUUUUUAUUCCAAAACGAGGGAAAAAAUUCAUUCCCAUAGUUAUUCAAAAAGUGCAUACACUUGUUGUUUUUCUUCUGAAUCGGUAUGACUUUUUUUGGCUCUGCACUGCACUGCUCCAAUUUUUUGAAUAUAAAAAAAUGUUUUUUGUUCAAAUUUUUGGAACAAAAAGUGAGCAUCUGUUUCAAGUUAUUCAGUCAUCAACAACCGAAAAAGUGCGUUUUAUUAACCUCUUGUUUCAUUCUUUUCAACAAAUUUCUUGGGGCGGAAAAAUGACAUGUUUCUAAUAAUUUCUAAUAUGAAUACAUCUAUUUUUUCUCUCUAAUCCUUUUUUAUCAACAUAUUUCCGAUUUUUAUUUUCUUCUACUAUCAAUUUUUGUUUUUUCUCUCAAAUAGAUCUCCAUUCUUUUUUUGUUUUAUUGCUCGAUUUUAAUAUGAAGAAAACUUGAGUUCCAAAAUUGUUAGUGACUGGAAAAUCAAUAGAAAAAAAAACAAAUCGUAUCUGUAUUUUUUUUGGACAUUUGGGCUUCUUCAUUUUUUUCCUCUCAUAUUUUUUAUCCCUUCUAUUCAUACCCGAUAAUCCUCAUUAGGUCUUCUUCGAUCUAUCCAUGCCCCGAGUAUACUUUCAUAUCUUGAUUUCAAAUUGUUUAAUUUAUUUGAUUAUUGAUUCGAAUUGUUUGGUUCAAAUUUCAGAGUUUUUUCAAGUUCCGCCUUAUCAUUAGAGCAGUAACAAAUACAAUUUUUGAUAAAAAUAACAAUUCACAGUUUGUGCUCAAUUUCUUCGAUUUAAUUUUUCAAACUACGUAAUGUUUUAAUUUCAGCUGAGUUUGUAUUUUAUUACAUGAGCUGAAUAAAGAAAUGAUUAGAAAGAUACAAAUAUAAACUUUUUCUGAAAAUCGCACAUCUAGUUUUUUAAACCCUAAUAUCUAGGUUUCAAAGUUUUCGAAACUUUUUGUGGUAGGUCAAACAUAUCCUCGUGUAAGUUUUUGUCAUGUCUCAAAAAUGCGGGAAAUUCAUGUGAUAAAAUAUAUUCUGUGUUUUUAUCAAGUUAAUCUGUAUUAUAAUCAAUAGUGCAUAAUGAACACAAUAUAAAAUAUCCAAGUUAUCGUUUUAUAAAAUCUCGUGCAGUUCAUAGUUUUUCAUGAGUUUUUCUUCAUUCGUGACCAAAAAAUAAAUUCUUUAUAUAUAAAAAUAUCAAUUUUUCUCCAAAAUUGUUUUUUUUCAGCUUGUUGCUCUUUCGGGUGAAGAAGACAUAAUGAGUGGUCCGCCACCGGUCCAACCACCAAAAAGUCGUUUUCGAAAUGGUCAUGCCUCGUUCAGACUUCGAAUGCUCCAAGAACAACAUGGAUCUGGUUUUGAGCCUGUGAGUUUUUUAUUCUUUUCAGUAGACAACAAUUUUAAUUCAUUUUUGUCUGAUGAAAACGCAUGUCACAGUUUUAUCGAAAAAAAGAACACAAAAAAUGAACACAGACAAUUUUCUCUAACCCCUUCUCUCCUCUUUCUUCUUUUUCUUACUGCACAUAUACUUUCCAAGCAAGUAAAAAAGGGUGCAGAGAAACAGAGACGCUCACAUAGUCUACAAUUUUCUAUGCGAUGGUUAAUGUGGCCGCGUGGCCUAAUGGAUAAGGCACCAGACUUCGAAUCUGGGGAUUGCAGGUUCGAGUCCUGCCGUGGUCGAAAUUUUUUUCUUUUUUUUUGCUCAUUUUCAUUUUCGUUUUUAUUUAUAUUUGUUAUUGAAUUUGAAAGAGAUUAUUAUCAGAACUGCUUGCAUUGAUAAAUAGAGAGAUUUAUUAAUCCAGAUAUUGUGAUGUCCUUUGAAUGAUAAUCCCCUCUAUCUGGAUAUCACUAUAGAGGAAAAUUUCAUAUUAUAUUUCAUUUUUAUAUGAAUGUAUUUGUUGGCUACAGAAAAAUGAAGCCCGAUUUUUGUUUAUUUGGUUUUUAUAUGUAAAUUUGGCAAUGUAAGGUGAUACUCUUUAUUGGAAUUCGUUUUUAUUUCAAAGCAUAUAUAUGACUUUUUAAGAUCAAAAUAUUUUAUUGUUAUUUAUAACAAAACCUUUUUGUUGAAAAUGCACUUUUCUUCGUCUAUUCAAACCUAAUCCGCAUUUUCCUCGUUUCAUCAGUAACUCAAGUUCAUUAUGAAUCAGAAAUAUGUUUUACACCAGAGAGAAAAAAUCUAUGUCAUAUGUAUGUUAAGACGAUCAAACAUGAAUAUGAAAAUCCUGCGUUGAUUAAACGAUUAUCCUUUUUUUUUCCAUUCUCGUCUCGCACUUUUUUUUCAAUUUUUUUCGCCGAAAUGUCUCAUUUCCGUUAUAAAAUGAUAAAAAUAUAAUAUAGAUAUUUUUUGUGUGCGUCUGAAAAUACAAAUUCAUAUUUUUUUGCCCGAUCUUUUCUUGUUCAUUCUAAUUUUAUGGUUUUCUAGAAAUGUCUUGGACUGCAGCUGGCGAGAGUUCUUCAUGGGUUUCAUCGAAAAUGAAGGAAAAGGUAUGUGAUGUUCUAUCGAAAAGCGCACAUUUUACAAGAAGCCAUAAUUUAUAGACAGAUAAACAUAAAUUGAAACCUCAAUCUGUUCCAACUUCACCUGCUGCUACCGGAAAAACAUCCGAAUCAUUGUCCCCUUUUGAAUCAGCCUUUCAAGGGUAUGUUGCAUCGGAAAAGUAAAUAUGAAAAAUAAGUUUCCAGAGCAAAGGUGAAGAAAAUGAGUUCAAAAUCGUCUUCUCCUCCUGGAACUCCAUCCGGAGUUAAAGAACAUAGAGAAAGUUUCAAGAAUUCUUUGAUGCGGUGAGUGAUUCGAUACUUUUUUGUAUUCAACAAAAAUGUUACUUUAUUGCGUGAAAUGUAAGUAUCAAAGAUUUGUAUAGUUUUUGAUCUUCAAAGUCUAAAACAUUUCUCCUUUUUAGAGUAACUUCCGGAAUUAAAGUUGCAGUCUAACAUGGAAUCAAAAUGUUCAUUCUAGUUUUCUUUUAAUUGAAAAUUUUGUUUUUUUGACAUUUUUCAAGUAUAAGAAAUCUUUAAGAGUAUUGGAAAACAACAUUCUGAAAUAUUUGAAAAUUUGAAGAAAAGUUAACAUUUCCAGAAAUGCAAUUGUAUUUUAACUACGAUAUUUAAAUCUUCGGAAAUUUAUGAAAUUUUUUAAAUAAAAAAGGUUGUGGGUUGUAAAAGACUUUUAAAAUUAUGAUAAGAUGUGAGCUGAUCUACACUUGUUUCAUAAAAAAUAGGUUACCUAAAAAACGAAUUAUUUGUCACAAUAAUCACGGAUUGUAAUAUAUUACAAAUUCGGAAUACAACGAAGAAAAUCGAAAAACACUACGCGUGAAGCGCAAAAAUCAUUUUAGUAGUUGAAAACUUUUCAUAGAGCUGAUUGUUUUUUUUUGCUAAAAAUACUAAUUUUUAAAUUUCAGAUGUUUUUUUCUGUCGAACGUUAAUUCAAUUACCAUUUCAAUUAUUUCACAAUUUUUAGAGUUUAAUUGUUCAAAAAAUAUGUUUCUUAUUGCAUACGAUAAAAAUUUUAUUCAUUUUGAAAAGGUUUUGUUCAGAUCAUUCAGUACAAGUUCUGGAAAACGUCAACCAACAUCAUCGGGUUCAAUUGGUGAACAUCACCAUCUUGAUCUCGAAGCAUCAAUUCCUCCUCAACACACUGAAAAUCGUGUUGUCCGCCAAUUUCGAUGUGCUCACGAAUCAUUUCGUCGUCGAAUGUUUCAAGAACAACACGGAUUUGAGCCGGUAGUAUGUGCACUUCACUUACUUCUAUUUUCCCUACCUCAAUCUAUAUUUUCCCUUUUUCUCAACUUCAAAUGACAAUAGAAUUUUUAAACAAGUCGCAUGUUGUUUGCAUGUUGAAAAAACAAAUAAAAUUUCAGUUGUAUAUUUUCUUUCUAAUGAGCACCAAAUUUUUGAAUAUGUUAAAAAACUGAUUUCAACUAACAAAAAAUAUAAAAAUAAUUAUUAAAGUUAAUUAAAAAAUCAAAAGAAGGAUUUCUAACUUACUUAAUUUUUGCAGGUCUUUAUGACAAAAAAACGAACUCGUGAUAACAAAUCUGUCAAUUCGGAAUUCAAAGGAGGUGAUUUGAACAAGUACACUGCCAAAACAUAUGCAAUUCAAAAUGGAAAUGAAGUUUUUGGAGGUUAGUUGAUAAAGGGCAUGUGGGUAAGGGGGGAGGCAUUGUUACAGAAUUUCAGGUUUUUUGGGAGCUUGCAUCGGAAAAUAUUAGAUUUUAAUGAUCGAUGGAAAAAAAUGAUAACUUGAUUUUUUCACGAAGUUUUCAAAAAGCUGAGUUCAACACUUGAGCUUAAUAAAAACAGGUGAUCUAUUUGAACUCAAAUUACUAUUUGAUUCACUCUUACUAUCUCUUAAAAACAAUAUUCAAAAAUUAACUUUAAAUUCAAUUUUAACAAGUGUUAUCUUGGCGUUAUUUUUUGGUUCAAUUAUCAUACAAUGGAACAAUUGAUUUUUUUCCAAUUUUUUUUUUUGAUUGGGAACUUUCAACUCAAUCAAACAGUAUUUUAUGAAGUGAAUAUGUUAUUAUUCUCAAAAUAGUCAAGUUCUGUGAUAUUCCUAAUAUUAAUUUCUGAUAUCUGAUGAAAAUCUAAAAAAUUUCCUUUUUUUUCUCUGCACCUCUUCAAAGACGCACAAACUUUUUGAAAGCUUGUUUUUGGCGUCAAAAUUAUUGAAUAAUCCUCAACAAAACAUAAUUGAGUUUGAGUUAGUGUUUCUCACAACAACGGAUUUGAGUAUGGGAAAAAACGAAGACAAAACAAAUGUGAGUAUUAUGUGGACACAGGUUGUUCACACAUUCAUUAAUUUUAAUCUUUUCGUCAUUGUCUACCAAAAAAACAUAUUUUUAUAUUUCUCUUUCAUCCAAUUCUGAAAAUGAAAUUCAAUCCGAUGUCCUUUUUUGUUUUCCUCUUGUUUGUUUUACACACUGAUUUUCAGUCGGCCGUUUUUCUUUCGUCUACUUUUUCUUAUUUUUUUUCUUAUUCUGUUGCAUUCUUGAAAAAAAAUCACAAGUUUUUAUCGAAUUUUGACGCAUCAACUCUUCUCCCAACAAAAAAUCUUGUUUGCACUUUGUUAAAGUAUAUUUUUCUCUGACAUGAAGUGAAAUGUCAGUGGGGUCAAAAAAUGGAAACGCCAAAAACACACGAGAGGAAAGAAAGGCGGAGAUGCAACACAAAAAAGUCCGUGCUCCGACCGACCGACCGGUUAUUGAAUUUGGGCGCACUUGACAGAAAAUCGGGGGGCCGUUUUCAUGUUUUUUUGUGUGUUGAAAUUGAAACGAAAUCUGUUUCACUUUUCCUUUUUCUUAUUUUUUUUCUAAAGAAAGUUUCAUAGUUAGGAUUUUUGCUUUAGGUGUUUCUUCAGAAUUUGAGAACGGUUUCAGAUGCAGAGUUCCAGGUGUUCAAAACUACUGUACGCCAUUUAGAAAUUCUAAAUUAUGCAUUUAAUUUUUCAUAAUUUAUUUUAAAUUUGAUGAACGUUCAAUAAUUUCAGUUUUACUGAAAAAUGUUUUUAUAACCCAUGAACAAAACUAUUUCAAAGAACUUGAGCUAUUUUUUCAAUGUUUCAAAUAUUGGUGCUUUUGAAUUUUGUUCAUAGAAGCUUUCUGGUUUUAUAACUUUCAGGACAAUUCUCCUAAAGAUGGUUUAUUUCUUGAAAAUCUCUAUCAGAACGAAAUUGUAUUCUAACAAUGUUUGCUAUUCAGUAACUUUUCAUCCAUAAUAUCUCACUUUAUUUUUAUUUCUCGCCCAAAGAAAUCGAGAAAAAAAUUAGAUUUGAAAUAAUAUUUUAUUAGGGAACAGGUAUUUUCACCACUUUACGUUUUUUUUCUGAAAAAUUCCGCGAAAUAUUGUUCAAUUAUGCAACCUGCAUAAUUGACAAGUUUCCCAUUGCGGAAAAUAUGUAUUUCCAAGUUUUUUACUAUUCUUUUGAUGUGUUUUUUACGAGAUAUUGGUAGAAAUUCUUGAGCUUUAACAAUUAUAUAAAUUAUCUACUUGGAUUUUUGUAACAGGUUUUCUGGGUUAUUUUUUGGAUGCUAAAAAAUCGAAAAAGCAUGUGUGAGCUGAAGCGUGCACCGAUUUGAUCGCUGUUUUCCGCCAAACAACUCAUCAUCAUGCACUUUCAUACUUCUGCUCUUCCUUUUUUUUCUUCAUCUAGUUUCACUUUUUUCUGGAACCCAAAUCACAACACAUUUUGUGUCAAGAUUUUGUUACUCCAUUUGUAUUGAGAGUGUCUAGAUUUGAUUAGGUUUCAUUCUUUCCGGUGUGAGUAGAUUUCAUUUCAAUUGUUUGUGUGUUUUUCACAAAACCUGCUUUACACAGAUGUAAAACAAAAAUGUUUUUAUAACUUUUCAUAAAAAUUAUGAAGAGUUGAGUUUUUUAUGAAAUCGUAAAAGAUUUCUUUUCCUUCUUCUUUUUUUGUUAGGAAAAAUUAUAAUUUUGUUUUCUCAAACAAACACAAAACAUUGCUCCUAUUUAUUAUGCAAAAUCAAGAGAGUAAUGGAGGUCUUCAAAAAAAUUAUAUAAUUUUUUGAAGUGCUGAAUUCUAAUUAGAUGUCGGAACUUUUAGAAUUUUUAUUGCAAAAAAAUGUAAAGUACAGCAUUUUUCGUGAUGUGGAUUUUGAUUUUAUGAAUUGUGAGGAUACUAGACGAUAGUAUCAAGCACGAAGUCUAGAAGUGUUUCUAUACUUCUGUUAAAUUCACGCUGUUUUUAAUAAAUAUCUGGAAUCACGUUUUCAUUCAUCAAAUUUUGUAUCUUAAACCUCAAAAAUCAACUCACAUAAAUUUAUGUUGAAUACUUUCAUUGAAAAAUCUGCACUGGUUGUUUUUUGAUAGCCAACAAAAUAUUUUUGUGCUUUGAACAUUUCAAACUAAUUAUCGUUGUUUUUUAUUUUUGUUGUCAAAAUUCGAAACAUAUGUUUUUCAUGUCCGGUAGUUUUUCUUCCCGUUCCAAUCCAUAUGUCUUCUUUUUACUAUCUCUGUCUGUGUUUUUUUCUAAACUUCAAUAGAAAUUAUUAUAAUAAUCCAUGUAUUCUCAUGUUUUUCACAUCACAUUUCCUAAAAAAGCUCGAUUCAUAAAAAAUUUAUAGCCGUGAUAAGUUUUUCUUCAAUAUAUUUUUUUCAAUACUAGAGAUUUUUAAAUAAGCUUCUUCCAGUUUUGUGUAAAAGUGACACAUUUUCCUAUUUUUAUCAGGUUAACUCAUCUGCACUUUUCUCUUUUUUAUUUUUUUAUUUCUUGAUUUUUUUCUGGAUUUACAUCAGACUCUUUCAAAAUUAAUCUGUUGACACCACCUGGUUUUGUGAAUUGUAUCAAAUUUCCAAAAAAGAGCAACAUAGUUUUUUUUCUAGCUAUGCCAGGAACUACGUAGUUAUUAUUGACCAACUCCUAGAAUGACGUUGAACUUUCAAAACUCAAGAAUUGUUUUUCGGCUUGUUUUUUUUUUUGAGUUUCCUUUCUCUAAUAUUAUUUUGAUAAAAAAUUAUUGUUAGAUUUAUUUCCCUCAAACAUCUUUCGACAUUUUUCAAAAAAAAAAACUAUCGGAUUUUCUAAAUUAAUCGAGAAUGCUUUUCAUUUUAUUAAAGUUCACCGAUUUUUCGAAUAUCAUUUUAAAAAAAUCGAUAUUCAUUUUUGAAAAAAUGAACUAAUUCGUUUAAACCAUAUUUUCUUUGGUUUUUCAUUUUUUGAAACCAAGUUUGUAUGAAAAUCUUUGAAUUUUGAAAUUGUGUCUGGGUUACAGACUGAAAGUAUUUUUAGUAAAAGAAAUUGUUUCAUUUGUACCCUCGUGAAAUGUCUUUUGACCUCACGAAUAAUCUACAAUUUUUCAGCCUACACUUCCAAAAAAAAAAUGAAUUUUCAGAGAUAUUCUGAAAAUUCAGACAUAUUUUUUUUCAUAACACUUUUUCUUAUAACUCUCACAUGCAUAUUUAUGUAUAAUUCGAUCAAAAAAUAGAACAAGUUUCAAACUCUACUCUACUCUCUUUCUCUCUCUCUUCAUAAAAUUUCCAUGUUCCUUUAAAAACUACAUGCUCAUCAAACAAAAACCCAUACCAAAAACGAAACACACCACACACACAUCAUUUCCUUCUCCACACCAAGAAACAUUCGAAAAGACAAAGAAGAAAAAGUUGCUCAAAAACGCACGCAAAAAUGUGAAGGAGAGGAGCAGGUCCCACGAGAAUCAACACACAAAAAAUCACAAAAUGUGUCAAUUUUUGCCUUCACACCACACAAAAACACCAACUAGCUCCUAGUUUUAAUAAGAAUUAUAUUCGGUUUAUUUUGUGGACAUUAUUGUUUGGUGACAAAUAAUCACCAAACAAUCAAUCUGAAUUCGAAAUUCGUGGACCACUCGAACCUCCGUCGCUUUCAUCGCGACGACCAUCGUCUUUCGACCCGGAAAUAUUACAACAACAAAGUGAGCCGCCAAUAUGGGGACCUGGUGAAUCUUCUGGAUCAAUAAGUGGACCAUCUGGAACAAGAUCUUCGUUGAGUGGAGCUAGUCCAUCACCUUAUACUUCAUUAUGUCUUUCGAUUUUGGCCACUGCGCCACAACCAAGAAUGGUAAGAAAGUUUGGGAAUUGAUGUGUGUGAUGGCUAGAAAAAUCAUAAUGAAUACAAAAAAUUAUUCUGAUAUUUCCAAAUGUUUGGUUGUUUUGUUUGAUGAGGAUAAAACGAGACAUUGAUUUUGCUAAAAAAAAUAUCUGAAUUUUGAAAUCCAGAAAUCAAAACAAAAACUGAAAAAAUAUGAAUUAUAAGUGUGUAAUCUAGAAAUUUACCGCUGGUUGAUGGAUUACAUUUUGAGAUUUUCAAGCUGUCUGGAUUUUAAAGAGAACUGGAUUUUAAAGAGAAAACUUGAUUUUUUUCAAAAUCUUCAUAUUCAAAUUUUUUUAGUUCCAGUUGUAUCAGAUCUUGUUUUCACAGAAGAAAUUUUUACACUGUCAACUUUUUGAUAUUGGUUAUCUUUAAUUCAUUUCCCCCACCCCUCAUUUAUUUUUUAAAAAUUUUUAAACUUUAUCUGUCUUCUGAAAAUAAUUUAUUUUUCAAAUUUCCGCAGGAAAUUGAAUAUUUUUUUCCUAAAAUAAUUUGAUAUCUCAAACACCAGCUUUUGUGUACAAUAUUGAUUUUUUCUCUUCAAAUUCGUAACUUCCUUAUUGACGAAUUUUUUGAAUCUAGAUCAAUGCUCGAAUUGCGAUGACUGUAGAUGCUCCAAGUAUAAGAACCGAAAACAUCCGAUAUUUUCCGAAAAAAGGCAAAGCUCCCAAAAAACGUGAGUUCAUUUUUAUUUUUGGGUUUUUGUGAGUAACAAACACAGAAUAGUAAUUUAAAAAUUUAUUGCGAAAAAUUGCAAUUAAUCAAACAGGUAAGUGUUGAAAAAUAAUGGACAUUUCAAUUUUUUCAAAGAAAUAUGUAGCGCGAAUGUAUUAUUUCGUUGAUGUAAAAAUAUGUACUUUUUUUGUUUUCUCAUUUUUUUCUGUGUUUAUAAACAUGCAUUUUUUGAAAAUGGACUAGAGUCUUCUUUGUAAACUAUCUUUUUUUCAUUUGUUUUAUGUUAUUCGUGAGAGGAUCUUGUAGGAAUUAAUGUUUUUUUUUGGUAUGAGAAAAGUACUUUUUGUUUUUGAAAAUUUGAUAAGAAUCCCAAAAAUUGGAAGCACAAUUUGGUAGUGUUGUUGUUUAUGUAUCGUGGUCUGAGAUUUGUUUUUGAAUUUUUUGACUUCAGAAAACCACUAUCAGAUUUUUAUUUCCCAAAACUUAGAAAAAAGGUUUUUUCUCUACAUUUUGGAUCAGUAUUCUAAAAAUAUAAAAUAGGAAAGAUUCUGUAAUUCUUAAAAACUCAUACGGUUUUUUAGUCAUCGGAAAAAAUAUUUUCCUAGUACGAUUCCAGACACUGUAAAUAAUAUGAACUAAAUUUUUUCCAUAACUUUGUGAAAUUUGAUUGUGAGCCUAACAUACCCAAUUUUUUUCAAUGUCUGACACCCAAUUUAGAUUCACUAUUCUCAUUUUGAAACAACAAAAUACAAUUUUCGCUGAACAGCUGAAAAAAGUUGCAAUACAUAAGUUCAUUCAACUGUUCUCAACGAAAAAGUACUUUUCUCAUUUUAACUUUUUUUUCAUCUUUUUUCUUGUUCUUCAAAAAUUAUCCAAAUUUCCGUUCGUUUUCACCACUCUUUCUUUAGGACCCCCCUUUUGCCCCGUUAUUUUUCGUAGAAAAACGGGAAAAAAAUAAAAGAUGUAUAUGGUCACUCGAUCGGAUGUGUGAAAAACAUGAAAAAUUAAUUUGUGCGUUGAGUACAACAAACGUUCUUUUUUUCUCCUAUUCUAAAUGAAAUAAGAGCCGAUGAUGACCAUAAAUAUAUAUCGAAGAAUUUUUAAACUGUGUGAGAAGAUAUGAAGUUUUUUUUUCCAUUUCUUGGAAAUUUCCAGGACGAAAUUGGGUAAACAUAAAGGAAACUGUCAAAAAUGACACCAUGGGAAAGGUGUGA
Molecule: messenger RNA, 10597 nt
Organism: Caenorhabditis angaria
Lineage: Eukaryota; Metazoa; Nematoda; Chromadorea; Rhabditida; Rhabditidae
Source: the annotation of a GenBank genome assembly